Messenger RNA from Pseudoliparis swirei, 2419 nucleotides. It is a transcript of the gene rbbp8, whose product is annotated as retinoblastoma binding protein 8. Gene Ontology annotation, molecular function: double-strand/single-strand DNA junction binding; flap-structured DNA binding; single-stranded DNA binding. NCBI's taxonomy places the organism in Eukaryota, Metazoa, Chordata, Actinopteri, Perciformes, Liparidae. The record is from RefSeq and is a predicted model, not a curated record. Gene Ontology annotation, cellular component: site of double-strand break. The coding region runs from base 152 to 2170 and encodes 672 amino acids. Gene Ontology annotation, biological process: double-strand break repair via homologous recombination; DNA double-strand break processing involved in repair via single-strand annealing. The transcript is spliced from 19 exons.
GCAUGCAUUUCGGCGCGGGAAAUUGGAUUCUUGUUUUGGAGUAGCGCACGUAAGAGUACCAUCCAGGGGAUGCUCGGACUGGACCAGCCUACAGAAACAAUUGACAGGUUGUCGUGCGGGCCGGAGCAGGAGGGCUGGCAGUGAGUGGAGGAUGAGCAGCCCAGGACCGAGCAGCGGAACUCCCAACCCAACCGACCCCUUCGACGACCUGUGGAGGCAGCUUCGAGAGAACCACCGUGAAGCCCUUCAAGAACUGGAGGAAAAAGUGAGCAAGUUGAAGAAGGAGCGCUAUUUAGAUGCUCAGAGUCUUGAGGUGUUUCACUUUCGUACCCAGCAACUCAAGGAGCAAAUCAAAACCCUGCAGGAUGCCGUCACUCGCCUCGAGAUAAGGCUCGGUACAGGAGAUUGUGAUCGAUGUGCCAUCUUGCAGGAGAACCUUAAAAGUAACCAGGAUCAGAAUUUGCAUCUCAUCGCCAAACUGAGCAAUGAAACGGAGAGCCUCGAGGAUGAAAACAGAAAACUAAAUGCUGAACUGCAAAAUAUAAAGAUAUCUCGCUUAGAGCCCCAGCAGCCUUCAUCCUCGGACCAUGAAGAAGGCGUCAUCCCAGACUCACCGAUCCUGCCAAGCUCGCUGCCUGUUGCAAACAAACUGAGGAAAAGAAAAGAUAUCAACAAAAUUAAGCACGUUCGUUAUGCAGAGAUGCCUCGAGCAAACAAGUCGCCUUUCAGUGUACUGGAUAAGGAGCCUGUUGAUGCUACAAAGAAUCCCGGAAGAGCACAAGUGCUUGUACCCAACACAUGUGAAUUGGACACAUCCCAAAUCUCAAAUGACGUGAAUCUGAACCUCGAAGAAGCGGUUGCAGAAACCUGCGGCCUCGAACUUAUAGACAAGCCUCACAUGAAACCUGAGAAAACUGCAGGCCAGCAGAGCAGGAAGCUUGGCUUUGGUUUGAAACCUCACCGCUCAUCCCUUCGAUGCACCAUGUUCCGGAGUCCAGAGAAGACCACAGGAAAGUCCCCAUCACUUCUCCAAAGUGUCAAACGGUUUUCAGAGGAUGGAGCCAAUAUCAAAGCAAAACGGAUAAAGGAGGAGAGUGAGCCAGAGGCCCGAGAGGAGGACAAACAAGGAAUCCAGGAAGGGAAGGACAAACCGAAGGAAGGCAAAGAAAUACAAGCUGAACUGAUCAAAGGAAGCUCCAUGCCUUUAAGCCAUCAAAGCUGGAAGAAGUGUCGGGUGGACAGCAAGGAUCAGUUGACACCGAGCGUGACCUGCAGCCUCAAGCCAAACGGGUCCUCUCCCAGUCCUGCCUUCAAGAAGCCACAUGUUCAAGACAAAGCAAACAGGGACAGUGUUGGGAAGAGAAGAAGUCCCCAGCAGGACCUGAAUGCCUCUGAAGGACAUGAAGCAGGAAGGAGGGUCAAAGUGGCGCCCUCGUGGAGCAUUGACCCUGCGCUCGCCCUGUCCAUGUACGACAGUGAGCGGAGAGGAGACGAGGAAGACGAAGAGGAGUGUCAUGGUGAAUUACUAGAUUCCGACCGCACUUGGGUCAGUCACAGUCUCCUCCAGUGUCGGGGAGAAAAUGCCCAAAGGGACAACAGUGUGUCAGCUGAAAGGUCUUGCGUCUCUCAUGCGGCUGCCCUUCCAGGACUCGGGGAGAAGGCCAACGACAGCUUGGAUAUGAUGUUUGACGCGACGGCUCACGGGGAGUACAAGUCUUACAACAACUCCCACUUAGGCCAGAGCCAGCUGAGUGGUGGAGGAGAUCAAGAAGGAGAAGAUGGAGAUGGGGACGACGAUCCUCAUGAAAACACGAUGAGCGAAGGUUACGGGCACAAAGCGAGACGUCCAACAUUUGCACAUAUGGCUGUGAUUCGCAAGAAAGACGAGAGACAGAAACUGAAGGCCACGACCUGCAAGGAAUGUGAAAUUUAUUACGCCCAUCUCCCAGAAGAGGCAAAGCAGAAAAAGUUGUCCGCGUGCUCGAGGCACCGGUAUCUAUACGUUCCUCCUUGCACUCCGGAAAACUUCUGGGAAGUUGGAUUCCCGUCAACUCAGACGUGCAUUGAAAGAGGUUAUGUCCGGGAAGAGGAGAAUCCUCAGGCUCGCACUCGGAGAAGACAACCCUUCAAUGCUUUAUUCUCCCCCAAGCAAAACCAGCAGCAGAGCUAAACGGGAAGGAGCGCGUUGAUGCGAGUCCAGGGACACGAGUUCCAUGAGCAGCAGGCCGUCCUGCGUUGGAACUGCACCACGAAGCAUUACAGUGACCUUAUGAAGAAUGUGGCCCGUCGUAAAGUUUGUGUUUUCAGUCUACACUGUCGAUGUUCUGUAUUUAUGUAUCGACUGUUUGACUGGUUUGUGUUGAGGUGAGAUUUACUACAUUGUGAGUGUGCUUGUAAAUAAAUAAAACAAUACCAUGUC